GGCAGAAAAGAAAAAAUGCAAAAAAAACAUAAUCAUUCAAAAUCGAAAUCGAAAUCGAUAAAAAGUAUGGAACAAAUUUUGACCCGAACCAAAUUAGAUUUGGAUGAUUUAUUGCGAAAAAUUCGUCAACAACAACAACGUAUGAAGGAUUCAAAAAAUCAACGACAACGAUCGUCGAAUGAUCAAAAUUUAAAAAUGUCAACAACCGUAAAAUUGUUUCAAAAACCAUGGCCAAAGAAAAAUGUUCGAAAACAACAACUGCAGCCGCAACAAAUUGAAGCGACAAAACAACCUUUUUACGUUCAACAAUUCAAUACGACGACUAAUGAUAGUCAUGAUGAUGAUGGUAGUCACUUGAUGGAUGAUGAUCGCCAAAAUUCAUUUGAUGAUGAUCAUGAUGAAGGAAAUUCAUUAAUUUAUAAAAAUCUUGAUCAAUAUCCUGAAUAUGAUCCACAACAAUCAAGAUUUUGUCCAUUUCAUUUUGGUAUACCAUUCUAUACGAAAUAUACAAAUCAAGAAUUAAAUCGAAUUAUAACCGUUCGUCCAACAAUGGCAUUUGAUCAGGAAUCAACAACAACAACAACACAAUCGAAAUCAAACAAAAAAAAGCAAUCAUCAUCAUAUGAUAAUUUAUGUGAUUAUUAUGAAUUAUCAUUUUAUAAUGGUAGUGGUAGAAAUGUUUGA
Molecule: messenger RNA, 684 nt
Organism: Dermatophagoides pteronyssinus (European house dust mite)
Lineage: Eukaryota; Metazoa; Arthropoda; Arachnida; Sarcoptiformes; Pyroglyphidae
Source: RefSeq, a predicted model, not a curated record